Molecule: messenger RNA, 1575 nt
Organism: Aphanomyces astaci
Lineage: Eukaryota; Oomycota; Saprolegniomycetes; Saprolegniales; Verrucalvaceae
Exons: 8
Coding region: 1-1575 (524 amino acids)
Source: RefSeq, a predicted model, not a curated record
AUGGAUUCUGCGCGCGUGGAUGAGUUUAGGGCCACCCUACCCGAGUAUGGCAUUACACACAAGAACGUCAUCAAGUGCAACAUGCAUCACGAUGGUCCGGAUCUGUCGCUGGCCAAACACCAUGUCAUGACACUGGUGAAGACCAAGCACAGCCACUACGGUGCCCAGGUCACUCUUGAAAUGAAAAAUGCGCUGGCUACAUGGAUUGAUGACGACCCCAAGCACAACCCCAAGACGUUGUUCAAGAUGCUCAAGGCGUCCAUUGGUCAAGAAAGAUUCGGUGGCAUGCCAUGUCCCAAUUUGAAGCAAGUGCAGUAUGCAGUGCACUACAUGCGGCCCAAAGACCUUUUGCACAAGAGCACUGUUCCUGCAGCGAUUGAAGAACUCAUGAAGUGGAGACUCACCGACAACGUCGAAGACCAGGUUGCGCACAAACCAUUUGUGUUUGGUGUCGAGGAGGAAGCUGGUCGCUUCGAGCUUGCGACGGUGACAACCCAACGAAGACCGUCAUAUGUCACGACAUUUUCUAAGAACGUGUUGGGCUACCCUAUGUUUGUAUUUGGAUACUCCGACAUGGUGGGCUCAUUUCACCUUCUGUGCGUAUGCAUCACGUCGCAGCGGACCCACGCCGACGUCGCGUGGCUACUGCGGUCACUCAAGGAGAAGUUCACAAGUCUCCUGAAUUAUGCAUGGGGGCCGACAAGACUUAUGGGUGACGAAGACAAGGCACAAUUCUUAGGAAUCACCAACGCACUUCAACCUGAGCUGCCUCUUCUCGAGUACCUUAUGUGUUUUUUUCACGUCCUCAAAAAUUGCUACGACAAACGCCAAGGCAUGACAAGCGAGGAGUGGACAAGUGUCACCUUUGACAUUUACCUGUUGCACAUGUCCACAAGUGAAGCCGAUUUGGUCAACAACAUGGACACAGCGCACGCAAAUUGGGAAGGCAACCGCACCCUACGAAAGUUCCGAACCUACUUUUUCAACACAUGGCUGCCGUACGACGCCGUGUAUUCAACAAACCGUGGGCCGCGGUUUUGGAAGUGGCAAGUGUUUCAUAGCCAUAGGGGGUGCUCGUACACCAACAACCCCAAUGAACAUUUCAACCGCAAACUCAAAGAUGCAAUCGGUCGUGUCAAGAAGCAUGUCCCACACCUUGUUCAAGAAGUGGCGAAACUGCGAAUGAAGAAAUAUUUCAAGCGCGUACGCCCUGUGACAUGGCGUGUGCUUCACCUCCCUGAAGAAAUUGCCGAAGGCGAGCAGGAUGAAGACAUCCCACGACGUGCGUGGCACUACAACUCAGUGUCGCGAAACGUUCAGCGUCUUGAGUCCCACAACCAACCUGAUAUUGGAUGGCUUGUCCAACAAGUUCCGGCUCCAGUCCUGCUGCAGUGUCAGUGCCUCCACUGGACCCGCGACGGCAUCUGCUCCCAUGCCAUCAUGGUAGCGACCCAGACUGGCAUGGUGUUGCCUGGCAUGGAGCGUGGCGCACAGAAUCUGGUGAGCCGAAUUCGUCGGGGAAAUGCUGAAGCCAACGUGUUUCCUUUGCGUGGAGACCGCAACAUGCAAAACUAA